GGUCGGUAGACGUACUAGGAGCACCGCAGGCUGCAACCCUGGGGGAUGCCUCGGGGAGGUUGGGGGGCCAGGGACGCCUGGUAGCCUCCCGUCUGUUUUUCCGGCGAAGUGAACCUGAUGAGAUAGGAUUGAUUUUUGGGCGCCGAGAGUAUCAGCCCUCUGAUUCCUUUCGGUUUCUGUUUGAGACUCUGAGGAGAACUAAACGCGGCUGCUGUGUGUCUAAUUUGUGUGUGUCUUUGUUUUUUGUGUCUUUUACGUGUCUAAUUAUUGUUAUACUGACAAUGGGACAGGCAGUGACGACCCCCCUUAGCCUGAUGUUAGAUCAUUGGACGGAAGUCAGAGCGAGGGCACAUAACUUGUCAGUAGAAGUGAAAAAGAGACCUUGGCAGACUUUCUGUACCUCCGAAUGGCCCACCUUCAAUGUUGGGUGGCCCUUGGAGGGGACUUUUGAUCUCCCCACUUUAUUAGCAGUAAAAGCUGUUGUCUUCCAGGAUUCGUCUCAAGGACACCCGGAUCAGCAACCCUACAUUGUAGUCUGGCAAGAGUUGGUGGAGAACCCCCCACCCUGGGUAAAGCCCUGGGUACAAAAGAAAAUGGGCCCUCGAGUUUUAACUGCCCAGACUCAACCUCAGAAAAAGGAAAAAGAAACUACCAAAGUUUACCCCGAUACUCAAGAUUUGCUUAUGGUUGAUGAUCCCCCUCCCCCUCCUUACCCUCCCGCCCCUACAGCACCCCCGGCGCCCCCAGCCCCGGCACUCCCAGCACCGCCAGCCCCGGCACCCUCAGUCCCUGAUGCUGAGGCAGUGGGGCCGGCUCCAGGACCUGCCCAGGGAACUUGGCGCCGCCGAGGGGCCACCUUGGACCCACCGGGUAUUUUUCCUCUCCGGUCUUAUGGAGUUCCCAUCCUUGGGGAAGAAGGGGACCCGCCUUUCCAACCUCUGCAAUAUUGGCCCUUCUCCUCUGCUGAUUUGUAUAAUUGGAAACCGCAGAAACUAACUGGUCUGGUAGAGUCCCUGAUGUUUUCCCACCAGCCCACCUGGGAUGACUGUCAGCAGCUUUUGCAGGUGCUCUUCACCACGGAAGAGAGAGAGAGGAUUCUCCUGGAGGCACGAAGGAAUGUGCCUGGAACCGACGGGCGACCUUCGCAACUCCCUCAUGACAUAGAGAGGGGGUUCCCGUUGACUAGACCCAACUGGGACUUUAAUUCUCCAGAAGGUAGGGAGCGACUAACCAUCUAUCGUCAGGCUCUGGUGGCAGGUCUCCGUGGGGCUGCAAGACGCCCCACCAAUUUGGCCAAGGUAAGAGAGGUCAGCCAGGGAGCCACUGAAGCACCCGCAGUAUUCUUAGAGCGCCUGAUAGAAGCCUUCAGGCGGUAUACUCCCUUUGAUCCCACUUCUGAGGGGCAUAGUGCUUCAGUGGCCCUUGCUUUUAUCGGACAGUCGGCACCCGACAUUAGAAAAAAACUUCAGAGAUUGGAAGGCUUACAGGAUUUGUCGCUGAGGGAUUUGGUGAAAGAAGCAGAGAAAGUUUAUCAUAAGAGAGAGACUGAGGAAGAGAAGGAGUUAAGGAAGGAAAAGGAAAGGGAAAGUAAAGAAGAAAAGAGGGAUAGGAAGUAUGAGAGAAAUUUAACAAAGAUUUUGGCCGCAGUAGUAGAAAGUAAGGGACGCCCGCCCUCUAGUGGUAGAACUAGUAAGGCAGGGCUGGGCAACUGACCUCCUUUGGAUAAAGAUCAGUGUGCGUACUGCAAGGAGAAGGGGCAUUGGGUGAAAGAAUGCCCUAAGAAACCACCGCGGGGACCUCCGAAGAAGGUGUUGUCUCUGCUAGAAGAUGAGGAUUAGGGAAGACGGGGCUUGGAGCCCCUCCCCGAGCCUAGGAUAACUCUGAAGGUGGAGGGGCAACCCGUUGAGUUUCUGGUAGAUACCGGUGCUCAACAUUCAGUACUGACCCAAGCUAGAGGCCCCCUUUCUAGCAAAAAGUCUUGGGUGUUCGGGGCCACGGGUCAGAGACAAUAUGCAUGGACUACCCAAAGAACAGUGGACUUAGGAGUGGGACAAGUAAACCACUCAUUCCUUGUUAUACCGGAAUGCCCUACACCCUUGUUAGGAAGAGACAUCUUGACCAAAGUCGGGGCCCAAAUAUCCUUUCGGGCUGAAGAUACCCGAGUGACUGAUAGAGAGAAGAAACCUUUGGGCCUAAGUAUUCUGUCCAUAAGAUUAGAAGACAAGUACCGCCUUUUUAAGGAACCAGAACCCUCCCGAGUUAAUCAAAGGUGGCUUACUGAAGCCCGGAAGCAGACUGUGACGCAGAUCCCGGUCCCUACUACUCCGCGCCAAGUCCGCGAAUUUCUGGGAACAGCAGGGUUCUGUAGAUUAUGGAUACCCGGAUAUGCCACCUUAGCCGCCCCCCUGUACCCCCUAACCAAAGGGGCAGCCCCGUUUGUUUGGGGACCUGAACAGCAACAGGCCUUUGAUGAGAUCAAGAAGGCCCUCCUGUCGGCACCCGCUCUGGCCUUGCCAGACGUGACUAAGCCAUUCGUCCUUUUUGUGGAUGAACGGAGUGGAGUGGCUCAGGGCGUGUUGACCCAGCAAUGGGGACCUUGGAAGAGACCUGUCGCCUAUUUGUCAAAAAAAUUAGACCCAGUAAGUAGCGGAUGGCCUGCCUGUUUGAGAGUAGUGGUGGCCGUGGCCCUCCUAGUUAAAGAUUCUGACAAGCUGACACUGGGACAGAAACUUACUGUGGUUGCUCCGCAUGCGUUGGAGAGUGUAAUUCGGCAGCCACCCGAGAGAUGGAUGUCGAAUGCCAGAAUGACUCACUACCAAACCUUACUCCUGAAUCGUGAUCGUGUGGAGUUUGCCCCCCCUGCCAUUCUAAACCCGGCCACUCUGCUUCCCGAUUCAGGGAAGGAAGUGCUUCAUACCUGCCAGGAAAUCCUGGCUGAGGAGACAGGCACCCGCCAGGACUUGCAAGAUCAGCCCUUAGGAGGACCGGGACUCCUGACUUGGUAUACGGACGGGAGCAGUUACAUCAUGGAUGGUAAGAGAAUGGCUGGAGCUGCAGUAGUAGAUGAUGACCGGAUUAUAUGGGCCAGUGGACUCCCAACGGGCACCUCUGCACAGCGAGCAGAACUCAUCGCCCUGACUCAGGCCCUAAGGAUGGCAGAAGGUUACGAGCCUUGGAGGCUGUGCAGAAAGAGGUGGGCCUCCAUCAAGGAAGCCUAUCGGCCAGAGGACCUCUCAGUGCCUCACCAGUUCCAGGUGGGAGACCCCGUCUACGUGAGAAGGCACCGGACAGGAAACCUCGAGCCACGGUGGAAGGGACCUUUCAUCGUCCUCCUGACUACUCCCACAGCUGUGAAAGUAGACGGCGUCUCUUCCUGGAUACACGCUUCACAUCUAAAGAAGGCACCCCCGUCGGACUCGGACUGGCGAGUAACUCGGACUGAUAAUCCUCUUAAGCUUCGCUUGUGUAAAAGGAACUAUGUUGUUAGUAAUUCUAAUGCUCCUGCUGUUUCCAACCCCCCAGAGCCUUAAUCCUCAUGUCCCUUAUCUGCUUACCUGGAAAGUAGGAAAUGGGCAGACCCAAGAAGAGUAUAAUCACACCACCCAUAUUGCCCCUUUGGGCACUUGGUUCCCGGACUUAUAUUUUAAUUUAGAUAAAGUAACUGACAUAGACGGGAUGGAAAGAGGAGACUGGCGGAAAAAGCAACGCCGAGUCUCUGUAAGUAAGAAUAGAUUUUAUGCAUGCCCAGGGUUUCGAACGGGAGCAGAAAGGCAGAAGUGUAGAGGAAUUGAGUCCCUCUACUGUGCACAGUGGAGCUGUGUCACUUCCAAUGACGGAGAAAAAAAAAUGGGAUGUGAGCCCGCAGCUUAUCCACCUUUCCUUUGUUAGACCAUGCACUCGAGUGAAGUACAGCCCCAAUUGUAACUUACUUAGACUCAAAUUUACAGAACAGGGAAAGAAAGACCCCCGAUGGGGAACAGGAGGGUUGACUUGGGGACUGUAUCUCCACCAGACACCCCCGAGUAGUAUCCUUCUACGAGUGCGACUCAGCGUCCAGGCCCUCCCAGCCGCUCCGAUAGGACCUAAUACUGUCCUACGAGAUCAGCUGCGUCUUCCAACCCCUACUCCAAAGCAGUAUCCCAUCAUUAUGACUACUCACCCCCAGCCCUCCGUAUCCCCUCCUAACCAGGUGGUUCCUUUUAUUGGUACCGGACAGCGCCUCCUCAACCUCGUCGAGGGGGCGUUCUUAGUUCUGAAUGUCUCCAACCCUAAAGUUACCGAAUCCUGUUGGUUAUGUUUUUCUUCUAGACCUCCUUAUUAUGAAGGGUUGGGACUGUCAGGUAGUUUCAAUAAUACAACUCUGAUAUCCACUUUAGCCGGACCCUUGCUCAUUCUUGUUCUGCUUCUUACUUUUGUCCCUGUGUUUUGAACCGGCUAAUAUCUUUUGUUAGAGAGAGAGUAAGUGCUGUUCAAGUACUAAUGCUAAGACAACAGUAUCACUCGCUCACACAUCGAGAAGAAACAAACAUUCCAUGAUUGGAAUGCCCCAAAAAGAGAAGUGGGGAAUGUAAGAAUGAGAAUAAGUUAGCAUAAGAGUAGCCAUCUUAAGGGCCUAGAAGCAGUUUUCUGAAGUUGUGACUUAAAAGAGAAAAAAAAAACAAAACUGGAACUGAGUAAGGCCUUGGAAAACAAGUUAAUCAUGAACACCAGGAUGGGGGCAGCUGUGGCCUUCGGUCAGCUAACCUUGGUCAGUUAAUCCUACAUACCAAGCUUAUCGUGCAGAACCUCCCUAACAAUUGAAGAGCGGUCUUAUCUUGCUCUCGCUUAACCCCAGGAUGUAUGUCUUGCAAAGAUAAUGUGCAGCUGUGGAAAAUUACUAAGAGUUAAGUGUUUUGAAAAUGCCAUAUAAACCCUUGGUUUUGAGUGCUUGGGGUCCUUGUUGAGACCCGCUGCGUCGGGCUGACACUUGGACCCCAGCUAGCUGGUCUCUAAAUAAAUUCCU
Messenger RNA from Manis pentadactyla (Chinese pangolin), 5002 nucleotides. RefSeq lists its product as uncharacterized. Gene Ontology annotation, biological process: proteolysis; virion assembly. The record is from RefSeq and is a predicted model, not a curated record. Gene Ontology annotation, molecular function: RNA-DNA hybrid ribonuclease activity; aspartic-type endopeptidase activity; zinc ion binding. NCBI's taxonomy places the organism in Eukaryota, Metazoa, Chordata, Mammalia, Pholidota, Manidae.